Molecule: messenger RNA, 1264 nt
Organism: Acaromyces ingoldii
Lineage: Eukaryota; Fungi; Basidiomycota; Exobasidiomycetes; Exobasidiales; Cryptobasidiaceae
Product: Fes1-domain-containing protein
Exons: 3
Coding region: 26-1264 (412 amino acids)
Source: RefSeq, a predicted model, not a curated record
CCACUACGAAGACUCACAUUGUAACAUGGCACAACAACAACCGAGAAACCUGGACGACCUCCUGAAAUGGAGCAUUGCACAGCAAGGCGCAGACCCGGACGCGAGGGCCGCCAACGGCCAGACGAUGCACGAUGUGGCGGCGGAUCUGCAGGCAGGAAGGCGACCGGAUCUCGCCGACCCAGGGCUAUACGAUGCACUGAUGGGCAAGAACGAGGCACAGAUGAUGAAGGAAGAGCUCAGUGCUGCCAUGGAUACCUCGAGGAGUGAAGACGAUCGAGUCACCGCCCUGGACAACUUUGAGAUGCUCAUUGAACAGAUCGACAAUGCAAACAACGUCAACAACAUGAAGAUGUGGGAGCCCAUCUUGUCGCUCCUGACCGCCUCGUCUUCAACACCUCGGAUCCAGCACGCAGUCCUGUGGAUCGUCGGAACAGCGGUGCAGAACAACGACAAAGCGCAGAUGGCCAUCCUGGCCUACAAGCCCCUCACACCCAUCCUCUACCUCCUGCGGAGCAGCCAGGACGGCGAAGUGCGGAGCAAGGCCAUGUAUGCCCUCAGCGGUAUCCUCAAGCACAGCCCGUCGGCCGUCGCGCUGUUCGACAAGGACGAGCAGGGUUGGAUGGCCCUCAAGGGCGCGCUCUUGGAUCCCAAUGUUGCCUUGAGGCGCAAGGCAGCCUUCCUCAUCAACUCGCUCCUGCUCCAGGACGACUCGGUGCCCACCACAACGGCAACCACAGGAUCUACUGCUGUCGCACCCAUGCCCGAUUCCAUCAACAGUGCCUCCUCGACCCGAUCGGACCCCCACGGCCAGCCGCCGUUGGAGAGGGGGCCUGAGACGCUGCUUUCGGGCGUGGCACACCCCCCGAUUCCGCCUGCACUCCUCUCUUCGGGCCUCCUACAGGCCCUGAUCGCCUCGCUCCUGCUCUCGCACGUCCACACCUCGCUCUCAUCGCUGCGUGACGUCGAUGUGCCCCUCGCUGGCGGGCCCGACGGCGACCAGGACCCCCGAUCGGACCUCGACUAUUCAGAAAAGGCCUCGCGAGCCUGCCUGACCUUUGUCGAUCGCGCGCGCGAGCAGCACCUCAAGCUGCCGGACCCAAAGCCGGCGGCGGAGCUCUUUGAGGCACUCCAAAAGGAUCUCGAGGGCCCAGCCAUCGAAAAGGAUGCGUCAGCCGGUAUUGAGACGCGGUGGCAGGAGUUGGGUCUCGAUCGCAACGAGGUCGAGGCAUUUGAGAGGGGCUGGAAGGAGCUGCUUCAGCAGUAG